CUGGAAAGGACCAGAUCGAGGUCCCAAGCCAGGACAGGCUGCCAGACAUGCGGGUAUAGCCUGUCGAGCCCUUUAAGGAAACGGCUGACCAUAGAUUUGGCAAAGACUGUGUGGCCCUCUGUACCUGGAUGAAGGGCAGAGGUGAUGACCAAGUGAACCCUUAUUGAUGACAUGGACAGCCCCUGGAUGGAGAUGGAGGAGAUAGUCUAAUAUAAGUGGCACAGAGGCAAGCAUUGGGUGAAUGAUGCUGCACCAACCAGAUUGAAAAUCUCUUCCACUUAGCAAAGUAGGUAGCCCUGGUGGAGGGCUUGCCUAACUGAGUCUGAGCAGGAGAGCUCCAUUGCGUUCAGCCAUGGAGCUUCCACACCAUGAAGUGCAGCGACUCUAGGUUUGGAUGUUGGAGACAGCCAUGAUCCUGAGUUAGUAAGUCUGGGAGGAGUGGCAAGGUGACUGGAGCUUCGACAGACAUUUCCAGGGGUGAUGUGUACCAGUCUUGGCGGGGCCAGACUGGAGCUAUCACAAUCACCAAAGCUUCUUCCCUCCAUAUCUUGAGGAGCACCUUGUGAACGAGAGGGAUGGGCAGGAACGCGUAUAGGAGAUGGCCUCCCCAUAGGAGGAGGAACAUGUCCACGAUGGAUCCCAGGCUGUGAUUCAGGAAGGAGCAAAACUGCUGACACUUCCUGUUGUGUCGCGUGGCGAACAGGUCUAUCUGGAGAAAACCCCACUGAUGGAAGUUUGAGUUCACAAUGUCUGGGCGAAGGGACCACUCAUGGUCGUGGAACGACUUGCUGAGAUGGUCCACCAAUUCAUUCUGUACUCCAGGGAGGUACGAUGCUUGCAGGUGUAUCGAGUGUUCUACACAGAAGUCCCAUAGUAUGAAAGCUUCCUGGCACAGGGGAGAGGAGCAUGCACCCCCAUUUGUUGAUAUAAAACAUAGCCGUGGUGUUGUCUGUCAUGAAUGAUACACAUCUCCCUGCUAGAUGUGCUCAGAAAGUCUGGUAUGCCAGGUGUACAGCUCUCUGACAUUGAUGUGGAGAGUGAGAUCUGCCUGAGACCAGAGGCCUUGUGUUCUGAGGUUUCCCAAAUGUGCCCCCCAGCCCAAGUCUGAUGUGUCCGUCACUAGCAAGAGGGAUGGCCGAGGGCCGGAGAAAGGGACCCCUGCACGUACUACCUGUGGAUCGAGCCAUCACAGGAGGGAAUCGAGUACCAGGUGAGGCAGGGUUACAAUCCUGUCUAAACUGUCCCGGGCUGGCCGGUACACUGAUGCCAGCCAUGACUCAAGAGGUCGAAGUCUGGCAUGCUGUAGUAAGUAGGUACAAGCUGCCAUGUGUCCUAGAAAUUUCAGGCAGUUCUGUGCUGUGGUGGGAACUGUCUGAGACCUUGAGUAAUGUCACCUAGGGCUUGAAAUCUCGCUUCUGGAAGGAAUGCCCUGGUGUGUGUUAAGUCCAGUAGCAUCCCUACAAAUUCUAUCCUCUGAACCGGGGACAGCUUUGAUUUCCCCUCGUUCAGUAGCAGGCCCAGUUCGUCGAAAGAAGCUCUUAUGAAGGCGAACUGCGUUUCUACUUUGGUCCUGGAUCAGGCCUUGAUCAGCCAGUCGUCGAGGUACGGGAACACCUGUACCUGUCGCCUGCGGAGAAACACGGACACGACUGCCAUGCACUCGGUGAAUCCUUGAGGUGCGGCUGAAAGACCAAAUGGGAGGACUGUGAACUGGUAGUGGGUGUUGUUGUUCACCACAAACCUGAGGUAUUUUCUGUUGGACGGAGUUGUUAUUAUGUGAAAGUAUGCAUCCUUCAAGUCGAGGGCGACAUACCAGUUUCCUGGAUCUAAUGAGGGGAUGAUGGAGGCCAAAGAGACCAUGUGGAACUCAAGCUUCUUCACGAACUUUUUGAGUUCUCACAGGUCUAGGAUGGGCCUGAGCCUGCCUUUGGCUUUCAGUAUUAGGAAAUACCGAGAAUAGAAACCAUUGCCCUUCUGCUCCUGAGGAACCUCUUCCACUGCCCCCAGCAAAAGGAGCGAGUGCACCUCCUGUAUAAGGAGUUGCUUGUGAGAGGGAUCCCCGAAGAGGGACAGUGAAGGAUGGUGGGAAGGCACAGAAUUGGAUGAAGUAUCCCCUCUCUACCAUACGGUGCACCCAGCAGUCUGAAGUGUUACGGGACCAAGCACAGUAGAAAGGGGACAGUUGGGACGAAAAGGUAAGGCGGGGUAGAUCCAGUUUUUGUCUGGUGCGCUGUCCUUGACUGCACCUUCAAAAGGCCUGUUUCAGACCGGAAGGUGGCUUGGAUUGGACAGAGCCCUGGCCUGAUGAUGGGUGUGGCCUUUUCCUGCCACUCCUGUUCCUCCUCUGGGAACCGUCCUGAUGGUUCCGCUGGCAGAAGCGUGGGGGAGGUUGUGGUCUAAAAUGCUUCUGCUGCAUAGUUGGAGUAUGGAGGGCCAAUGAUUUGAGAGCGGUUCUCGAGUCCUUUAGGCUAUGCAGCCUUUUGUCUGUUUUCUGGAAAAAGAGAGCCAAACCCUCGAAUGGGAGGUCCUGAACAGUCUGUUGGACCUCACAUGGCAGGCCCGAGACCUGGAACCCCUGAAUCAUGGCUAUGUCCAUAGCUAUCACGCAGGUAGCCGCAUCCGCUCCAUCCAGCGUGGCUUGCAGCAAAGCUUGUGAAAUGAGUUUCUCCUCUUCCCACCAGAGCCAAAAACUCGGUGCAGGAGUCCUUCAGCUCUGCAAAUUUUGCCAUUGUCCCGCAUGUGUUGUAGCAGUACCUGCUGACAAUGGCCUGCUGAUUAGAGAUGUGGAGCUGCAAUCUGCCAGUGGAAUAGACCUCUCUCCCAUAAAAGUAGAAUCAUUUUGCCUCACGAUUCUUCGGGGAGGGUCCCUGGAAGCCCUGGCGUUCACGUUGGUUGGCAGCAUCAACAGCAAGAGAGUCAGGUGGGGGAUGGGCAUACAAAUGCUCAUAGCUCCUGGACGGCAGAAAGUAGCACCUUUCGUUGUGCUUAGUUGUAGGGGGCAAUGAGGCUCGGGUCUGCCACAAAGUUUUUUGUGGUGUCAGAGAUGCUCUUUGUAAGAGGCAGGGCGAUACGUGCAGGUCUGGAGGGGUUAAGGAUGUCUACCAUUGGAUCUGCGUCCUCCACUACCUCCUUCACCUGAAUGCCCAGGCCCUGGGCAACCGUCGCAGCAAUUGCUGUAGAACCCUGCUGUCCUCCAGGGCUGGGGCUGUAGCCAGGCCCACCAGUGCCUCGUCUGGUGAGGACGAGGAAGAGACCCACGUAAGGGGUGGCUGCUCCCUUCCUUCUGCACCCAAAGGGUUCUGCGGCACCUGGAUUUCUUGGGCCGGUGCCCACUCAGAUGGCGUUGUGCCCCUCGGUGUCAGGACUCAGCACCGGUGUCAGUGUAUGCAAAGUGUAAUCGGUGCCAAGACUGUCGCUGGUGCCGGAGCCAUUGUCAGUGUUGGAGACGUCGGAGCCAAAACAACUGGGGCUGGUGCAGGCCAUGCCGGUGCCACGGUGCCAGAGGCGAUGGGAUGGUGACAUUGGGUAGCAAUGCAGCUACCCGUGAUCCUACUGAUGCCAAUGGUGCUGGCAGGGGUACAAACAUGGCUGAGGCCACUAACAUUGCCCUGGGAUAUGACCCUUGGCUUUGAUGAAAAGCCCAGGGAGGCCAAAAGGGCCAUUGCGCCAGGGGCUGCCAUUGUGCGGGCCAUGGUGCCAGGUAAGGGUGCUGGUCCUGUGUUGACAUGGACCAUCUGCUCCUACUCGACCGAUAGGAGUCUGACUCUGAGGUGUCUGAAAAAGAGGACCACAGAGGAGCAGUAUUUCUGGGUGCCGACCAUUCGUACCGAGGGCUCAGGGACCAUCGCAGCUGCUGAAUCUGUUCCAGUGCCCCGGAGUGGCGCGCUGGAGUUGGAGAUCAGCAGGGCAUCAUGGCGGGCUUUCCCCCUUGAAGGCGCUCUGCGAGCGACCAGUGUUGGUGACCUGUCCCGUCUAGGAGGGGAGAACGGUGCCAUGAGAUGGAGCAAUUCUUGGGCUGCCUCGAAUGCCUCCGGAGUUGAAGGGAGGUGCAGCUCCCAGGUUGGCCUCGGCAAAUGAGGAGGGUCUGAACUCAACCGUCCUUCCGCGUGGGCAGGAGUCUACACGACUGUCACCGGUGGUGGAGCGGAAGUAGUGUGGCCCAACUUGGGUCUCACGAUGGCUAGCUCCUUAGGCCUAAUGGGGAGAGCGACCCCUCUCCGGCCUCUUCUUUUGCGGUACCGGUGACUCCAUGUGGCAUGUGAGCCAUGAAUGGAGCCGGUGCCAUGAGUACUUGUCCUUACUCAGCACCGGUGCUUGUGCUGAUGGUGCUGGAGCGCUCUGCAUCGAGGAAGAGGAACGCGGUGCAGGUCAGUCGACCCGGGGUCAGACUUGGGGUGGAGUGCAGCCUCCAUUAACAGGACCUUCAGGCACUGAUUUCUGUCCUUUUAAUGUCCUGAGCCGAAAGGUCUUGCAGAUGGUACAACGAUCCUUCUGAUGGUUCUCUCCUAAACACUUCAAACAUGAAGUGUGAGGAUCGCUUCUGGGCAUACGCUUGCUGCAGACUUCACAGGCUUUGAAGCUCGGAGACCCUGGCAUGCCCUGGCGUCAAGAGAGUGAGGAGGGGACCCCCCCCCUCCCCAAGAAAAUUUAAUCUAACACUAAGGGCUCCUAACUAUUUAAUUAACACUACAGAGCUAAUGAAAACUAUGUAUAUAGACUGCUAAAUGCACUUGCCAAGACAAGAGCACAGGGAAGUUCCAGCAAAUCGUCACUGGUGGUAAGAAGGAACUGAGGGGGUGGUGGGUCGGCAGGGCUCUAUAGUGAGCGCCAUAAAGGUGCAACUCCAGGGGACACCCAGACCGACCCGACGGAUGCUGCUAUGGGAAAAUCUUCUGGUUACUGUGCAUGUGUGUGGACAUGAACAAGCACUCGAAAAAGAAUACACUGUUGCCUUAUGGUAGUUUUCUUGACCUUCGUUAUGCUAACAGGUCAGCUUAUGCCAGUCUUAAGAGCGCUGAUAAACUUGCUGUUAAACAAGAAUCCCAAUAGAAAAAGCCACCUCAGUGACUAAUAUUCUGUUGCCCUCACUGGUAUCCGUGACCCUUCAAUUAGCAGCUAAGAUCUGAAAUGCACAAAGUAGUAAUGGCUAUUGACAAGAAGUUUGUAAAUGAAUGAGCAGUUCUCCCAGCCUUUCAAAGAGAUCUGAUGAUUCAGAGUGGCAGCACUGCAAGUGCCAAGUAUGAGAUAAUCAGACCUGCAGAGCCGUAUGCUGCAUAGGCAGGAUUGUUUCUGGAAUGACUUUGGUUCUUUCUAAGCUACUUUCACCUAUUGUUGGUUGCCAGUCCUGCCUUUGGGAGUAUGAGCAUCAUUGGCUCUGGACUCUUGUUUAAAGGCACUUUAUAAAAUAAGGUAUUGUUGCACAAAGCCUGUUUCUUAAUUAGAACUGUUAAUGGAAUAAGUAACACCGAUUGUAAAGGGUUGUAAUGAUGGUUAUGUAGAGCUUUCAUCCCAAAGGAUCCCAAAAUGCCUUACAAGCUAUAUACAGCCACAUAUGCUCCAAACUAUGAGCAUCUCAUGACAUUUGGGUAUCUUGUUAGUUUCCUGAAUUGACUUUUGGGUAUAUUGCUAGUAACUCUUUUUGUGAGCACACGAUGGCACCAUUGAAACCAGGUAGUUUUCAGGCCUAACAGUUUGCUCCAUGAAUUUGUUCAGAGCUGAGGGGAAACAUGCGUGUGUCCUGUGUGUUGAUGCUGCAUGCCUAGUGGGAGUGUCAUAACAAAUGGUUGAGGGAAUGGCAGAAGGAGGGGACGCCGGUGCUCCGCCCAUCCAUCUCUGGGUGCGACGGGUAGGCGUCUACUGUGAUGAACGCCGUAAAACAUGGCUCGUGGCUGUGGAAGAGGAGGCAGGUACCCUGAGGGCCCGGAUUCAACGAGUUCGGGUCCCCCUGGGUGAGGCACUGCGACCCAGCCAACUUCCCCCAUCACAACUGCCUCACAUGUGGCAGCUUUCCGAGGGCGAGCAGUACAGGGAUAGUAACUCUCGCAUUUGGGAGAUACAGCACCAUCUAAUGAUCAGGGGAGUUGAGGAGCUGCUGCUUAGACUCAUGCCCGGUGAUUAACCUGUUCUGUGGAUAUGCCCCAGAAGGAUCCCUGCCAGAAACAAGCCUGUGAAAUACAGAAAUGCUUGCAAG
Molecule: messenger RNA, 6190 nt
Organism: Chelonia mydas (Green sea turtle)
Lineage: Eukaryota; Metazoa; Chordata; Testudines; Cheloniidae
Gene: MTCP1
Product: mature T cell proliferation 1
Exons: 4
Coding region: 5780-6118 (112 amino acids)
Molecular function (GO): protein serine/threonine kinase activator activity
Source: RefSeq, a predicted model, not a curated record